Molecule: messenger RNA, 306 nt
Organism: Ramularia collo-cygni
Lineage: Eukaryota; Fungi; Ascomycota; Dothideomycetes; Mycosphaerellales; Mycosphaerellaceae
Exons: 1
Coding region: 1-306 (101 amino acids)
Source: RefSeq, a predicted model, not a curated record
AUGUGGCUUCAAUUCGGGCUUCAUCUMGCAUUCUUUACCAUCUCGUCGGCAGUGGCGAUUUGGCUCGAGAAAUYGUCGAUCAAAGAUUUGUUCUGGGACAGCGUUGCUAUGUUUGGACGCUUUGGGGGGCCGUACUUUGCACAGUGUGUGCGUUUCCCGGCAGCCUUUCAGCACGUCGAUGAAGAUCCUAGCACCGAUGCUACUGAGGGAGAUCCAUCGGACGACCACGACAACGAUUCUAUCAAUGUCUCGCUGGGGGAGUUCCCUAGCAUCGAAGCGUUUUCCAACCUAGAGGGAUGCGAUUGA